AUGUCUGAAAUCCUCGAAACCACGGUCGCCUAUCUGGUAGCGCUACCAAAAGCGUCCUGGACCAAGAUCACCUGGCACCUUGCUGUUAUUUACCUCGUAUAUGUCGUCGCUCGCUCGAUUUACAGGGUAUGGUUUCAUCCUUUGUCAAGCUAUCCAGGCCCGAAGCUAGCAGCCAUUACCCAUUUGUGGUAUGCUCGUCACUGGAUGGGGGGAAGGUAUCCAUUUGCCAUUGAAGAAGCGCAUAGACAGUACGGCGAGGUUGUUCGCAUCGCACCUAAUGAGCUCAGCUUCAACACUGCCCAGAGCUUUAGUGAAAUUUACGGACACGCCACUAAGGACCACAAGCCAUUCAUCAAAGGGACUUUCUAUGAGCAUUACCAGCCGGAGCCGGGAAUUGUCGCCGAGCGCAACCCAGAAAAGCAUCGAGACACUAGAAAGCUGCUGGCCCAUGGAUUCAGUGCCCGGGCUUUGAAAGCCCAAGAGUCCAUCAUUCACCAGUACAGUGAUCUGUUCCUUGCCCAGGUGAAGAAGCUGGGUACUAAAAGGGGACUUGACAUGCGAGAACUCGACAGUGCCAAAUCUCACUUCUGGAUCGACACGAUCCACGACGCCGGGAUCCUCGUCACCCUAUUCGAGAUCGGCCGCCGUCUCCCCCUCCUCUGGCCCUUCAUCCUUUUCUCCUUACCCAUCGGCAUCAAGAAAAAAUUCGACCUCUUCCUCAAAUACUCCCGCGACCUCGUCCGCGCCCGCGUCGCGCGACAGGACACCGUCACCCGCGAGGACUUCUUCGCCCGGCUGCUGGCCGACAAGUCCCGCUCGCAAUCCGAGGAAUGGCUCCUCGCGCAGGCGAACGUGCUCGUCAUCGCCGGGUCUGACACCACUGCCACGGCACUGACUACCCUGAUAUACUACCUCGCAGCCCACCAGGACAAGCUCUGGCAUCUCCAGCAGGAACUUCGGGAGACGUUCGACGAGGCUUCAGACAUGACCAGCGAGAAACUCCAGGGUAUGCCGUACCUGACCGCCGUGAUCGAAGAGGGGUUGAGAAUCUGUCCACCGACCUCUUUCGGUUUGCCCAGAAUAUCGCCCGGGGCCAUGGUGGAGGGACAGUUGAUUCCCAAGGGGACGGUAGUCUCCACCUCCUCAUGGACCACAGCCCACCGCGAGGAUUAUUUCCACGACGCAAGGGGCUUUCACCCGGAGCGCUGGCUUCCCACCACGCAUGCGCUCCGGAACUCCAAGUUCCAGUAUGACCACCUUGCCGCGUCGAAGCCGUUCUCGCUGGGCCCGCGAGGCUGCCUCGGAGUCAAUCUGGCAUACAUGGAGAUGCGAAUUACCCUAGCCAAGUUGGCGUGGAAGUUUGAUUGGGAGUUGAUCAAUGCGGACCAACUGGACUGGGAAAGUGAGUUGCGAUUCGAAGGAUUUUGGAAAUUGCCCGUUCCUCAGGUCCGGUUCUUCUGCAUGGAUGACUAG
Molecule: messenger RNA, 1473 nt
Organism: Penicillium robsamsonii
Lineage: Eukaryota; Fungi; Ascomycota; Eurotiomycetes; Eurotiales; Aspergillaceae
Product: cytochrome P450
Exons: 8
Coding region: 1-1473 (490 amino acids)
Molecular function (GO): oxidoreductase activity, acting on paired donors, with incorporation or reduction of molecular oxygen; iron ion binding; heme binding
Source: RefSeq, a predicted model, not a curated record